AUGGGUUCCAGAACAGUCCCAUUUGAACCGGGUCGACCGGUUGGAUUCUUGGGUUUAAUGAGGAACAAGAAUAUUGGGUUUGUGGAGGACUCUUUGAAUGAGAAUUCUUUGGUGUCCUUUUUGUGUUUACUUAGAGUAGCUGAUGCUGGUGCCAAGAAGUGGCAGUCACAACAACUACUGCUUUCGGAUAAAGACGGUGUCAAGGGUACAUAUCGGGUAGAUACUGAUAUUCCAGCACAUGAUUGGGCUAAUAUUGCUUAUUUCUAUGACGUUCUAGUAUUUAACACUGGUCACUGGUGGGGCUAUGAUAAAUUCCCGAAAGAGAUGCCUCUCGUUUUCUUUGAGGGCAGAAUGCCAAAACAUCCUCCUCUAGAAAUGUUGGACUGUUUUAAAGUUGUUCUUGAGAACAUGGUAGCUCACAUUGAGAAAGUAUUUCCAAAAAGGAUGCCAAGUUCCGGCGGCUGCAAUCCCCGAGACACUUUCACGGUGGUGACUGGAAUCAGAAUGGUAGUUGCUUGUUUGACGAGCCCCUUGAGGAACUCCAGAUGCGCAUCCAGCAAUAUGGUUGGGAAAAAGAGAUGUAGUUUCCAUCUGGGGUCAGGAUUGCAUGCACCGGUGCCUACUGGGCAUUCCCGAUACAUGGUUGAUAUCUUGACACAACUGAUUGGAUAUAGCUUGGAGUCUGGGUGA
Molecule: messenger RNA, 690 nt
Organism: Fraxinus pennsylvanica
Lineage: Eukaryota; Viridiplantae; Streptophyta; Magnoliopsida; Lamiales; Oleaceae
Source: the annotation of a GenBank genome assembly